AUGAGUGCAUUUACGCCAAAACGAAAAGCGAAAGUAAUCAAGGUUCUUGACGACGACGAAGAUGACGCGGGAAAAGCGUCGCCAACUAGUCAAGAGCCAGUAAAGGAUGGUGAGUCUGCAGAUCCCUUCCAGAGACCUUGCGCUGAUAUUUUUCGCAAGACUAACGAGUCUCCAGAGGGUGAACCGGUAGCAGUCAAAUUCACAAGGAAGCCUUUUCGCCAGUCUGGUUUGCGCAAGAGCAUCAACUUUAACGAGACCGACGACUCGAACGGCGGCGUCGCAAUCGGCGCAACCACGAAACCCAAACCCAAAGUCGCUGCACAGGACGAUGAGGAUGAGGAUGGACCCGUAGUUAUUCGUCCGUCAGUGAGCCGUUCAAGCUCACUGAAGCAAAAGAAGCGCCAGUCCUCCUCAAGAUUGUCAUUUGGUGGUGCUGGAAGUGAUGGCGACCAGGGAGCAAAGUCGGGAUACACGACCCCCAAGAAGUCGACUCUGGGUCACCAGGCACUCGAAAACAGUGCGCUCAAGAACCGAUUACCCAUGCGAUCAUUCCGCGACGAUGAUGAAGACCGUCCAAAGUACAGCAAAGAAUACCUCAGCGAACUACAAAACGAGACGCCAAACACGCCGCAGAACCUAACGUCCCUGCGCAUAGAAGACGAAGACGGGAUGGAUCUAGACUCCUCUGAGCUAGAGGGCGCAUUGAUAGUGAACCAGGAUGAGUUUGCAUCUCAGCCGGCCCAAACAAACAUUCUCACAGAAGCCGAGAUCCAGGAGAGGAAGCAGCGCAGGGCUCGGCUGGCGCAAGAGCAAGAUGGCGACUUCAUCUCCUUUGACGACACCGAGGACGGCGGUACCUCUCUGCGGAAGAAGAAAGCCGAAACUCGCCUCGUCGCCGAGGAUGAAGAUCUUGGCGAAGGCUUCGAUGACUUUGUCGAGGAUGGCGGCUUGUCGCUGGGUAAGAGGGCCGAAAGGGAGGAGAAGCAGCGCCGCAGGCGCGAGAUGGCUGAGCAGAUUAAGAUGGCCGAAGGAGACUCGGGUGAUGAGUCCGAUGCGUCGGAGGCGGAACGACGUGCAGCUUUCGAGGCGGCACAGACAAGGUCGGGAAUGGACGGCUUAGAGAAGCCCGAGCGCAAUCCCACCGAACAGCUCCUGCAGGUUCCGCCAAAGAUUACGCCGCUGCCGAGUCUGACAGAUUGUCUUUCAAGGCUACAGGCUACAAUGCGCGCCAUGGAGCUCGAGCUUGCGGAGAAGAAGAAGCGGGUGGAUGAGCUGACACAGGAGAAGGACGGCAUCAUGGUCAGGAAGGACGAGGUGCAGCAGUUGCUCAACGAAGCUGGACAAAAGUACACUACUGCUGUGGGCAACGGAGCUUCGGUCGAGUCGACUACGCAAUCGCCAGCUAGACAGAUUACGAAUGCCGGAGCGAGCGAGCUGAGGGUUGAAAGGGGCCUCGAGAGCCUGGGAACGACACCGAAUAAUCGUCCAAACGUAGGAGAUGUCGACUAG
Messenger RNA from Colletotrichum abscissum, 1509 nucleotides. RefSeq lists its product as uncharacterized. Gene Ontology annotation, molecular function: DNA binding. Gene Ontology annotation, biological process: spliceosomal complex disassembly; mRNA splicing, via spliceosome. NCBI's taxonomy places the organism in Eukaryota, Fungi, Ascomycota, Sordariomycetes, Glomerellales, Glomerellaceae. Bases 1 to 1509 code for a protein of 502 amino acids. The transcript has a single exon. The record is from RefSeq and is a predicted model, not a curated record. Gene Ontology annotation, cellular component: U2-type post-mRNA release spliceosomal complex; nucleus.